Messenger RNA from Daphnia pulicaria, 3766 nucleotides. It is a transcript of the gene Mat89Ba, whose product is annotated as nucleolar protein 6-like. Lineage: Eukaryota; Metazoa; Arthropoda; Branchiopoda; Diplostraca; Daphniidae. Gene Ontology annotation, cellular component: UTP-C complex; CURI complex; small-subunit processome. Gene Ontology annotation, biological process: rRNA processing; tRNA export from nucleus. The record is from RefSeq and is a predicted model, not a curated record. Bases 95 to 3715 code for a protein of 1206 amino acids. The transcript has 6 exons.
GUGUGUGUAGAUGCGCGAAACACGUGCUCCUAAAAAUUGUAAAUUGACUUAGCUUCAAAAUAUUCCUUCCACUUCAUAAUCACUUCAUAAUUACAUGGGGAAAAUGGCACUAAAGAGACGCAAAGUCAACGAAUCUGGAGGUCCUCAAACCAAAAAGAAGCCGACAUUUAAGAAAGCAAAAAAAGUCGUAGAGAAAGUGAUAGACGAUUCUCCAGAAGAAAAUUUUGAAGAUGAAGAUGACAAUGGUUUUGGUGAUAGUGAAGAUGGUUUUGAUGACAUGGAGGAAAUUCCUUUAGAUAUUACCGAGGCUGUUUCAAUUGUUAAAAAGCCAGCUAAGCCUACAUCUAAACCACAGACUAAAGCUCCUGCUAAAAUUAAAACAGAAAACGUUAACCAGAAGGAUGUUUCUAAAGCUCAUAAAAAGGAUUUGCAGAAGCCUCCAACUUCUCAAGAAAUGAAUGCUCUGCGGGAAACUGAAAAUCUUUUCCACUCCAACAUAUUCAAACUUCAGGUUGAGGAAAUGUUAACAGAAAUUUCAAUGAAAAAUAAACGCAAGAAAGAAAUCGAAGAUUGGAUGAAUCAACUUCAAGACACCAUUGACAACAUACCUGAAAGUGGUACACAUUCAAUCUCUGACACAACUUGGCUCGACGAACUAAAUGUCACGUGCCCUUUUGAAUCUGAUUGUUAUGACUCGACUAAGACAUUCCAGUAUUUGAAACCACAAAAGCUCAUCCCUAUUGGCUCUUGGGCUAUUGGCAUGACUGGCAAAGGCAUAUCAGUUGAUAUCCUGAUUGAGAUUCCUCGAGAGUCGUUAGAACGGGACGAUUAUCUGAAUUACACCUACCAUCGAAAAAGAGCCUUGUAUCUGGCGUACUUGGCUGCCCAUUUACAGAAAGCGACAGCAUUGGUUCAAGAUGCUCAGUUCGAGUCUUUUUCCGGAGAUCUUUCAAGACCCAUUCUUCUCGUUCAACCUACAGGAAAACUGAACCAGCGUGUAGCCUUCCGCAUUUACGCUUCUGCUUCUGCGGAUUUGGUAGCAGUAGAAAAACUUCUUCCCAGACGGAAUUGUGUUACAAGCUCUAGUUCAAAAAAUUUUUACAACAAGCCAAGUCCUCUGUACAACAUGAGCGUGUUAGCCGACAUGCGGAUGGCCAAGAUCAAUCAGCACGCAUCGGAAGUACUCUCAUCAAAGAAGAAUAUUCUGGACUCGUGCCUACUCUUACGAAUCUGGCUUCGACACCGACAACUUGAUGAGUCUAUCGGCAUGUUCGUCUUGACCCAAUUUGUUGUCUAUUUGGUUGACACAAAGAAGCUCUUCCCGAACAUGAGCAUAUAUCAAAUUAUUCGUACUGUUUGGCUUCAGUUAUCUCGUUCAGAUUGGUCUAAAGAAGGAAUUACUCUACGUCAACAGUCUGAUACGGCUCCGUUGCCGGUCGCCGAUGCCCACGCUUCGUUCCCGAUUGUUUUUCUGGAUGAGACGAGUACGUUGAACUUCUGCGCCCACCUCUCCCAGGCAGCCUACGAAUGGCUAAGAUGGGAAUCCACCCUGGCUGUUGGGUUGCUCAACAAGAAGGGAGUCAACAGUUUCGCCGCCCUGUUCAUCACUCCGAAGCCGUUUUUGUUGACUUUCGAUAACGUUGUCAUGAUUGACGAUGCGCAAGCCAGAUUGCAAAAAGACAAACGCCAACUCUAUUGGCUGACUGGAGCAGCUGAGAAAAUUCAUCAGUGUCUCGCCAAAGGAUUGGGCGACCGUCUGAAAUUGGCGGCAUGCAGGAGGCUGCCAGUUGGGUCAUGGUCCGUUGCAAUCGAACCACCGAAAAACACUUCACGGAAGUUGGCUUUCGGAUUCUGUUUCAAUUCUCCCGCUGCAUGGGAAGUGGUGAACAAAGGACCGGCCGCCGACAGCCCAGAGUCUGUCGAAUUUCGCUCUUUCUGGGGCGAAAUGUCUCAACUUAGACGGUUUCAAGAUGGCUUCAUCUGCGAAGCAGUACAUUGGCCAGCCAGUAAUUGGGCUGAACGCCGUCUCAUCUGCCGUCGAAUCGUCUCAUUUUUGUUGGAGAAACGGCUCAACUUGUCCAAUAGCUUCGUUUACAUCGCCGAUCAAUUGGAGACUGCCCUGUUUGUUCCCAGGUUGGAGAAAUCGGUCGCUUACGGAACGGGAGAAGAGUUCACUAUGAAGGCCCUUGAAGCCCUGGAUGAACUAACGAAGAAUCUGCGAUCACUGGAGGACUUGCCUCUCUCGAUAGCUCAAGUGCAAGGAGUGGCUGCAACUUUCAGGCACGCCGAAACCUUUCCACCCCAACCAGGGAUUCCGCAAGGUCGAUUAUCUCUUUUCGACAAAAUUGGAGAUAACAUGCUCCCUUCUGUCGAAGCGACUCCUAUUUACCUUCCCUCGCUAUCGGUCCUGUUGACUUUGCAAACGAGCGGCAAGUGGCCCGAUGAUCUCGAAGCCGUUCGCCGGAUCAAAGCGGCUUUCUACAUCCAGCUGGCCGAAAAACUUCGCGUCCUCUUUGACCUCGUCGUUCGAGUUUUCACCGAUCACAUCAUUGUGGAGCGCAGAGGCUACAUUUUCAAGUUGGUGAUCGCUUAUCAUCGAGAUGUAGCCUUGUUGAAACGCUUCGUCGAGCCUAACGGAAUUGUCAAGUACCGCGACAAUCCGGAAUCACUCCUCCUGCAAAGGGAUCAAGAGAUUACCCCGAGACUGGCAGCGGCACUACGUGCCCUACAUGCGGAGCAGCCAGCCUACAGCACGGCCGUUCGUUUGGCCAAGCGUUGGAUCGCUUCGCACAUGCUGUUGGAAUAUCUCGAAGAAGAAGCCGUUGAAAUGAUUGUGGCCAGCCUGUUUGUUGAUUCGACCAUGUACGGAUUACCGUCGGAAGAAGAAUCCGGCGCCAAGUCCUCGCUGCAUGACGCCAUCGACUGGGUGGGACCUUUGACACCUCAAGUGGCUUUCUUCCGGUUCCUCCAGUUAGUUUCGACCUACGACUGGACUAGCCAGCCGCUCGUCAUCAAUUUCAACAAUGACCUCACACCAGAAGUGAUUCGCGACAUUGAAACAUCUGUCGCAGCCCAGCGAGCCCAGCUGAAAUCACCUUUAGUCCUGGUGACACCUUACGAUCCAUCCGGCGUGGCGUUCACGCGUAGCACGCCACCGCUGCCCGUCUGGUCACGUCUGAUGGUGUUAGCCCAAGAGUCGCUCAAAUUGCUGGAGCGUCAGUUGAUGGAAUCCGACGUGAAAACCGUGGACGUGUUCCAGGCAUUCCGUCCACCCUUGGAUGCCUACAACUGUGUGAUCCAUCUGUGUAAAGGCGCUGUCGCCCGCCGUCUGUACACGCUCGAUAGUGUGCUCGACAAGAAGGUGAAGCUUCACGAGCACCAGCCUAGGAAGACGCUCUCCAUCUACGAUUACGAGCCCGUCGAUCGACUGCUGGAUGAGUUACGAUUGGCCUAUGCCGACAAGGCCCGCUUUUUCUAUGACAAGUAUGGAGGCUUGCUGAUCGGCGUCAUGUGGAUCGACAAAGCCUGGAGCACGCCAACUGAAUUUAAAGUCUCCCACGUGAACGGCUCCAUGUUGGUGGCGUCUUCGGCCGCAGGUGGUGAAAAGCGGUUAGCCCCCAAUUUGGAAGCCAUCUGCCAGGAUUUUCUCAUUAUGGGCAAAGGUCUGGUCGAGUCGGUCGAAUGCGGAGCACUUGUUUGGCAAGAUUCAGUCUGAAAAAAAAUAAAAAUCAAUCAAUUCUAAAUAAUAAACUCUUUAUCAACAACA